This is a messenger RNA of Rubroshorea leprosula, 1615 nucleotides long. NCBI's taxonomy places the organism in Eukaryota, Viridiplantae, Streptophyta, Magnoliopsida, Malvales, Dipterocarpaceae. The record is from the annotation of a GenBank genome assembly.
GGCUCUAAAGUUCCUCAGUCGUCGCUCGGCGCUAAUUCCCGCCAAAAAUCCGAAAUGGCGAACAAGAGGACGAGAAAUUCUCUCAAUGCAAACGAUCCGGUUACUCCGACGCCAGUAACCACCCCAAGGACACCCACCGCCGCCGCCUCCUCCUCCGCCACUUCUCUCUCUGAUUUGUCCAUCAAGUCUGUCUGGUUAUAUGAUUGGUGGCUGUCUCCGGCACCGGCAAAGGGUUUAGCUGUCGAAGGAUUUGAAUCCAUAGGGAGAAAACGGGUUAGGGUAAUCCGCUCUGCUGUGAUUGCCAAGCGACAUAAUGCCACCACUCUAGAGACAAUAGAUGGAACAAAAAUUACUGUCAGUGGUUUGAUAAAUAGGUCUCGUUCACAUCAAAAUGGCUUUCCUCUUGAGGUUUGCAGGCAUUUCCUUUUAGGAUUUCCAUACUAUUGGGAAGAAUAUGCAGCUCGGAAUUAUAAUGAAGAAUCUGCUGCUAGAGGUACCCAAAAACAAAGUUCUGGUGUGUUCAACAGGAGUUCUCCCCUGCCAGCUUCUUUACGUGAUCAACCCGCAAGUAGGAUACAUGAUCUUUUAAUGUUCGCACCUUCUGAAGGUUCUAAUCUGAUAAAGACUAUUUUGGAUGAUUUGCUGGAAAAUAGCAAUAAUUGUGUCUCCGUGCACUCUUCUCCUAUCUCAGAGUAUUUGAACAGGGAAAACAAAGGUCAAACCAGUACUGUAAGUUUUGUUGAUGGUGAAAAUUCGACUACUCAUAAGAAGAUGAAGGUUAGUAAGACUUUCAGAGGUAAUGAUGGUGUCUUGGAUCAAAGGAGUGCUAGAACAGAUGAAGUUCAGAUUAAUGGUCGGUCAAAAAUUGCUGCAAAUGUCCUUUCCCCCAGCAGAGGUGUUACCACCCGUAGCAUGAGUAGGUUGAAGAAUCUUUGGAAUAAGCAAGAAAACAACCUAUCAGCUAAAUCUUCUAUGAAGCAUAAGAAUUCAGACAAUCUUGAAAACAAGCUGGGAGAGGAUCUCCCGCCAAUAUCUUCUGUUGAGCUCAAAAACAGGUCUUGCCUUCUAACUUCAGGCACUGCUACUAACAAUCAUUCUGGAGAGGAUCUUAGAGAACUUUCAUCAAGAUCCUCUGUAAGGCAUGUAAAUGGUGCUCAAACAUCAGAUAUCAUUGAGAACAAGUCUGAGGAGAAUCACAAAAGUAAGCUGGCUGAGAAUCCAGCAAAAGCUUACAUCCAGAGGGGAACUAAUGCCCAUGUUUCAGUAUUGAAGAUCAGUAGAAGCCAACUAGGUGGAAUAGCGAGUGGAAAUGCUUCAAGAGGGAUUGGUGGAACAACCCUAUCAGGAGAGGAUGACGCAUCAAAUAUGAUACUUGUUUGUAGCCUUCCUGCUAUCUCUGCAGAGAGAAGAAGAUACUUGACGCGUUCCAAGAGGGAUUUACAGGCAAGAUGCUAGUUAGGACCACCUAAAUAUAUGUAUAGAUGUGCAUAGUGGGUUGAUAAUGAACAGCUUACUAGUUGAAAACUCAAAAACUUCGUUGAAAUGUUGUCAAUUUUUUGUUAGUUUCUUGCAUUUGGUUUCCAAGGAUCAAUCAGAAUAUAUUUCAGAUAAAUAC